CCCGGGAGGCCGUCCGUGCGCCGGCCAGGUCCCCGGCUUGGGCCUCCACUCAGGCCCGUACUCCGGGCGCGGCCCUGGCGGUCCAGCGCGGUAAGAAGUAGGGAGCACGUCUGCGCGGCCUGGCCCAGACGAAACGCGCGAGGGACGCCGGGGUCGCACGGCCGGAGUCCUCUCAGCAGCCCGCCAGCCCAAGGCGGCGCGGCGGAACCCCAGCUGUGGCCAGAGGUUUGGGGCGCCCCGAAACGAGGGCAGAAGAGGAGUCCCCGGUUGCCGCGUGGGUCCGCCCUUUGCGCGAUAGAAUCUCCAGAAUCUGGUCUCCAGGAACAUUAUUCUAAUCUGUGUAUGGAAAAAUCCCAGAAAAUUAAUCCUUUUAUAUUGCAUAUACUUCAAAAAGUGGAUGAAGAAAUUAAAAAGGGGCUAGCAGCAGGAAUCACAUUAAACAUUGCUGGUAACAACCGCUUAGUGCCAGUAGAAAGAGUUACAGGUGAAGAUUUUUGGAUUCUUUCCAAAAUUUUAAAGAAUUGUCUGUAUAUUAAUGGUCUGGAUGUUGGAUAUAACCUUCUAUGUGAUGUUGGUGCGUACUAUGCUACGAAACUGCUUCAGAAACAACUUAAUCUCAUUUACUUAAACCUCAUGUUUAAUGAUAUUGGGCCUGAAGGUGGAGAAUUGAUUGCUAAAGUGCUGCAUAAGAAUCAGACUCUGAAAUACCUAAGAAUGACUGGAAACAAAAUUGAAAAUAAAGGUGGAAUGUUUUUUGCUGCAAUGCUGCAAAUUAAUUCAUCCUUAGAGAAAUUAGAUCUGGGUGACUGUGAUCUGGGAAUGCAAAGUGUGAUAGCAUUUGCUACAGUACUAACUCGAAACCAAGCAAUUAAGGCAAUAAACCUAAACCGACCUAUACUGUAUGGUGAACAGGAAGAAUCUACAGUCCAUGUAGGCCGCAUGUUGAAAGAAAAUCACUGUCUUGUUGCACUACACAUGUGUAAGCAUGAUAUAAAAAACAGUGGUAUACAACAGUUAUGUGAUGCACUGUAUCUGAACAAUAGCCUGCGCUACCUUGAUGUCAGCUGCAACAAAAUAACUCAUGAUGGAAUGGUGUAUUUGGCUGAUGUACUGAAAAGCAACACUACCCUGGAAGUAAUAGAUCUUUCCUUUAACAGAAUAGAAAAUGCAGGCGCAAACUAUCUCAGUGAAACUCUCACUUCACACAACAGGAGUCUUAAAGCGUUGUCAGUAGUCAGCAACAACAUAGAGGGAGAAGGACUUGUUGCACUUUCACAAUCAAUGAAAACAAAUCUCACUUUCUCUCAUAUCUACAUUUGGGGAAACAAAUUUGAUGAGGCUACGUGUGUAGCAUAUUCACACUUAAUUCAAAUGGGUUGUCUAAAACCAGACAAUACAGAUGUGGAGCCAUUUGUGGUAGAUGGACGCGUAUAUCUUGCAGAAGUCUCCAAUGGCCUUAAAAAGCAUUAUUAUUGGACAUCAACUUAUGGAGAAUCUUAUGACCACUCAUCUAAUGCAGGUUUUGCUCUUGUUCCAGUAGGUCAACAGCCAUGAAAAAGCUCUAAAAUAAUUUUCAUACAUUUGUCUUAUUGUUUCACAGAGAUUAAUAUUCUAUAGCCUGUUUUCUUUUACAAAUUAAAACAAGUCACUUUUUUCAAAUGUGUAAAAGAUACUAACUUUUUAACUGUAUUAAACUUUGCAUAACUGUCUAUUGCGAAAAACUGAGUAGGGUAAUUUUUUAAAAGAAAUUUUACAAUAUAGAGGCUAAAAUUCUAACCCUGGAGAAAGAGGCCAAGGAACUAGACUAAAUUUCUUUUUAUAAUGAAAAUAUAACCAAGUAGUGAACUAGCAUGCAAGUAAAGGUCAUUGUAGGUAUCUCACUGAAAGUUAUUAAGUAGUAUCAAUAAAAAGGUUUGUAGUAGAAAAUUAUCAGUGACUUUCAAAGGGUUUCAAAGUUCAGAAGCUGAAAAAGUAUUCUACCUAUCCUAUUUACGUGUUACAGACAGAUGUUAAUAACAAUUUCAUAAAUACAGGCAAGUAUAUAUAAACAUAUACAUACCCCUUUCCCAACAAGUCAGUGCUGCCAGCUUCUCCCACUCUCAUCUCAUAGAUAACCACUAUCCUGACUUCUAACCCCACAGAGUAGUUUUGCCUGUUCUUGACCUUUAUAUAAAUGGAAGCAUACAGUAUA
Molecule: messenger RNA, 2191 nt
Organism: Symphalangus syndactylus (siamang)
Lineage: Eukaryota; Metazoa; Chordata; Mammalia; Primates; Hylobatidae
Gene: LRRC34
Product: leucine rich repeat containing 34
Molecular function (GO): protein binding
Source: RefSeq, a predicted model, not a curated record